Danaus plexippus (monarch butterfly) is the source of this 1069-nucleotide messenger RNA. RefSeq lists its product as uncharacterized. The coding region runs from base 82 to 948 and encodes 288 amino acids. The record is from RefSeq and is a predicted model, not a curated record. NCBI's taxonomy places the organism in Eukaryota, Metazoa, Arthropoda, Insecta, Lepidoptera, Nymphalidae. The transcript has 3 exons.
AAUCAUUGUUGCUCCAUUAACCGGACGGGGAGUACGUCUAAUUAAUUAAAACUAAUGACAAAGUGAAAAAAGGUUUAUAAAAUGAAGUGUACCUACCUGAUCCUGGCUACAGCGGCCCUGGUUAACGGUUUCGCCAUCAAAGACAAUGAGAUAGAAACGUCUCGUUUAAGCACAAGUGAUGAUCUUCUUAACAGUGUUAUAAGUGAUUGUUUCGGCACGGAGUCUCCGACGUCCUGUCUCAAAGUGAAAGUCCUCUCUUUCCUGGAUACGAAGCUGGGCGUGACUUCCGAGUCAGCCAGGGCCUUCGAUGACAAUAACAUAGAUAAAGUGAUCUUCGACCGCGUCGGAAGAAUUCUUAACUCCAACGAGUUCAGAGUCCAACUCCCGGAGUUCAUUUUCCAAAACGCGGAGGUUUCCUAUCGAGCUGAUAGAGGAUUAGACGUGGACUUCCCCGAAACUGAGGCUGAAAAUGGCGAAGCUCGAGGUAUCCUUAAGAAGAAACUGUUGCUGCCAGUUCUCCUUCUUCUCAAACUGAAGAUGAAGGCGCUCAUGCCCAUUCUGGUGUCCAUCAUCGGCAUCAAGGCCAUUAAGGCUCUGAUCCUCAGUAAACUGGCCAUAGCACUCGUCGUUGGAUUCCUUGUAUACAACCUCAUAAUGAAGAAAGGAGCAAUGCCAAUGAUGAUGGCUACUGAAGCUCCCCCCGCCGCUCAAUAUGGGCCUCCUGCAAACCAGUACGGACCACCAUCCACCCCAGCAUCAGCCCCUCAAGAUUCCUACAGCCCUCAGUGGGAGCCAGCGAGCUCGGGUCCUUACGCCAGGGUAUGGGACCCAAGUCAGCUCGCCUACAGCUCUUACUAUCCCGGAGAAUCAAGCUCCUCGUCAUCUUCAAACCAAUCACCAAGCUACUCUAGCGUUUCUUCGAUCGCCUCAUCAUCAAGCUCGUCUUAAACCACGUUACCUCAUUGUAUAUACGUAAACCCACGAACGAACGGAUAGUGUAUAGAUAGUUUAUUUAUUGACUAUUUAUUUCCUUAUUUAUAAACACAAUAAAUUACUGUUGUCAAAUGUC